GAGGGAGACCGAGCCUGCGUUCUGAGUCCUGGCGUCCUCGGCAUGGGUUCCUGGCUCCUACUCCCGUCGCUGCUGUGGUUCCUCUCCAGCCCCAGGCUUCAGCUAGGAAAUGCCCAGGCUCCUGCCAUGGUGCAGCUGCCAGGAGGGCGAUUUUUGAUGGGGACAGAUGCUCCAGAUGGCAGAGAUGGUGAAGGGCCUGCCCGGGAAGUGACAGUAAAAUCCUUUGCAAUUGAUGUAUUUCCAGUCACCAAUAAAGACUUCAGGGAGUUUGUCAGGGAGAAAAAAUACCGGACUGAGGCUGAGGCAUUUGGAUGGAGCUUCGUCUUUGAGGAUUUUGUCUCCCCUGAGCUCAGAAACCAAGCAAGUCAGAUGCCGUCUGUUCUCUGGUGGCUGCCAGUGCAAAAGGCAUUUUGGAGGCAGCCUGCAGGUCCCGGCUCUGGCAUCCGAGAGAAACUGGAGCUUCCGGUGGUGCACGUGAGCUGGAACGAUGCUGCGGCUUACUGCGCUUGGCGGGGGAAGCGGAUGCCCACCGAAGAGGAGUGGGAGUUUGCAGCCCGAGGUGGCUUGAAGGGCCAGGUUUAUCCGUGGGGAAACUGGUUCCAGCCAAACCGCACCAACCUGUGGCAGGGAAAGUUCCCCAAGGGUGACAGAGCUGAAGAUGGUUUUCACGGACUGUCACCAGUGACUGCUUUCCCCCCACAGAACAAUUAUGGACUAUAUGACCUCCUGGGCAAUGUGUGGGAAUGGACAGCAUCCACAUAUCAAGCUGCUGGCCAGGACAUGCGCGUCCUCCGGGGGGCAUCAUGGAUUGACACAGCAGAUGGCUCUGCCAAUCACCGGGCUCGAGUCACCACCAGGAUGGGCAACACUCCAGAUUCAGCCUCAGACAACCUGGGCUUCCGCUGCGCUUCCAGUGCAGGCCGAAGGCUGACGGAGGAUCUGUGAGCGCUCAGAUAGGGAUGGAGGAAGCCCCGC
Molecule: messenger RNA, 975 nt
Organism: Acomys russatus (golden spiny mouse)
Lineage: Eukaryota; Metazoa; Chordata; Mammalia; Rodentia; Muridae
Gene: Sumf2
Product: sulfatase modifying factor 2
Exons: 9
Coding region: 43-945 (300 amino acids)
Cellular component (GO): endoplasmic reticulum
Source: RefSeq, a predicted model, not a curated record